Molecule: messenger RNA, 701 nt
Organism: Diachasma alloeum
Lineage: Eukaryota; Metazoa; Arthropoda; Insecta; Hymenoptera; Braconidae
Exons: 4
Coding region: 118-582 (154 amino acids)
Source: RefSeq, a predicted model, not a curated record
UAGCACCUUUGAGACUAUCUGUAAAUCCACAGCACAUAGCUCUUAAUAUUCCCUGUAAAUAAGUGAUCAGAAAUUUUCAAUAUUAAACGCAUUAAUGGCAUUAGAGUUGAGCCAACAAUGCGAGUUAUCGUGGAAAAUUUUGAUACCAAGACGAAUGAUAAUCCAUUUUUCGAUCCUUGGACAGCGAGCGUAUCUGGGUCAGGUGAAAAAAUGACAGUGAAAAUGCCGAUUAAGAGUGAUCUCCCUCCUAAUAUGAUGAUGCACGUAGUGAUUGACUUGGAUGGUAAUGAAAUUGUGGAUUAUGAAGGGACAUUGUGUGCGGGUCUCGAAGAUGAAACAAUUGGUAAAGGAGUAGUUGAACAUGGCCUACCAAAGGAGAUGUUCCCUAAAAAAUGUCCAAUCAAAGCGGGCGCAGACUGGGAAAUCCAUGAAUGGGUUCUUCCCAUUGAGAAAUUGCCACCAGGUAUUCCUGACGGUCCAGCCGAGGGUGUACUGACUAUAUUUGAAGAGGGGAAAGCUCCCAUAGUUACUAUUACAGUCAAAGGAAAGAUAAUGCACAAACUUCCUGGAAUGGGACGUUAACUUUUCAAUUUAGGAAUAUGAUUAUAUAAUAUAGGGGAGGUUGAGGUAAAACGGACACUUUUGACUUUUUCUAAAAUGCUAAUGAGGGGUUGAAAUGUUGAUAAAAUUUAAUAUUAUUA